Molecule: messenger RNA, 1421 nt
Organism: Topomyia yanbarensis
Lineage: Eukaryota; Metazoa; Arthropoda; Insecta; Diptera; Culicidae
Exons: 2
Coding region: 99-1103 (334 amino acids)
Source: RefSeq, a predicted model, not a curated record
GUUCGAACGGUCAGUCAAUCUUGUUUACGCGUUUGUGCUAGUCAGAAAGUGAGCUCAGUGCGUUCGGAAGAGGUCAGUUCUGAAUCAUUUCAGUUACAAUGAAGUUGCUAAUUGUCCUGUGCUUUGGGACGCUUGCGUUGGCUGCUCCUGCGCCGGCUCCUCAACAAAAACAACCGAUUGAUUUCCUGUUGGAUUUAAAUCAGGAUGUGCUGGUUAGCGAUAGGGAAGUUAAGGCUUCUGUGAAGCCUUUGUCAGCGGCACAGGUGGCCGCCAGUACGGGUACCGCUUCGACAUCGGCACCAACCGGGCAGGAAGAAGAUUUUAUAGAACAGGCGGAUGUUCGUGAAUCUCAAGGAGACUCUAGGACAAGUGUCAACCAACCAGACGUUGAUAAGAAUGAAUAUGAUGAACAGGAGGAGUUGAGUGUUGAAAACGGCCAGGAUAGUGAUGAACGGCAUACCGGACCAGAAACUGGUGAUACGAACGAGAAAGUUUCUAAAGAAGAUACCACAAUUCGAGUAUAUGAUGAGGACGAAAAUACGAAUAACGAAAAAGAUCUUCAACAAUAUCAGGAUCAAGCAGAACAAGAGAAAGAUAUUUAUCAACAUAACGAUCGAGUGAUAGAUAGCUACCAAAAGGAAUUCGACAAUUCGCAAACAAAGGAAUCUCAACAAAGCGUGGAGCCAGUGAUUGAAACAAAUUCUGGAGUCGGUGCCAUAAACGAUGCUCAAGACGUUCAAGUUCAACCUGAUCAACUUUUCAAUCACGGUACUUUGGUGUUCGAUCGAAGCACCAUUGCUGCUACUGGUCAGGAGGCGAACCUCCAGACAACAACACCUUUUAAUGUGAAAAAUUGGCAUGACGAUCAUGGAUCUGGAUCCGGAGGAUGGCACCCAAAAUUUGAUUUCCAGGACCAUGAGCAUGGAACUCAUUUCCACGGAAUGCCUCCACCAUGGGCUCACUGGCAUCAUCAUGGUGACGAUCACGAUCAUGAUCAUAACCAUGGUCAUGGUCAUCGAGGUCACAAUCAUGAUCAGAAUGAUUACGAAAACCAAUUCCACGGCCAUGGAUUCCAUCGGGGUGGCCCAUGGAAAUGGCACUAGGCGACACGCUAAAACUAGAUUAAAAUUGUUGACUAACUAGGAGUUAGAUAUUUGUACGUACACCUUGUCAAAUUGACACAUCAGUGUAUCUGUUUAUUGAUCAUCUGAAUUAGUAAUUCAUUAGUCGCUUAUAGGAUUAAAUUGGCAAACCGGUUCAAUUGGAAACCGGAAGAUAUAAUGAAAUUCUUCUGCUCCUCUGUUUUGUUGCAAUGCAGGUUCAGUUUGAGUUAGUGGAAGAACGCACGCCGUUGGGCAAGCUCGACUGGUCAAUAAAUUGAACGAGUUGUAGAAUUCACUACUAGCCAACCGUGACAAAUA